AUGGAAUUGCCGGUAAAAGCACCGCGUUCCAGUGGCCGGAAAGUUUCAUAUAGAAUAGAAACCAAAAAUUUGUGCUCCACAUUCCAGAGCCAGUUUGAUGAGUUGAAUUGGCUUUGGCUUUAUUGUGGCAAGACACCAAAACAAGCUUCCAGGUUCAUUCUAAGGGAUGUGAAUUGUGAAGCUAAGCCCGGAGAGAUCACCGCGAUUGCCGGCCCUAGUGGGGCUGGUAAAACAACAUUGCUAGACAUUCUUGCAGGGACAAUAUCACCGGGUAAAGUGUCCGGUCAGGUCCUCGUUAAUGACCGGCCUAUGGACGGUGAAUCCUUUCGGAGAAUAUCAGGGUAUGUCACCCAAGAAGAUGCUCUGUUCCCACUACUAACCGUUGAAGAAACACUCAUCUAUAGUGCUCUUCUGAGGCUACCUGGUGGGAUGAAUUUGAAAGAGGCUGCUAAGAGAGCAAGAGUGUUGAUGCAGGAGCUCGGAUUGGAUCAGGUGGCAGGUUCAAGGAUCGGUGAGGAAGGAUCCAACGGUGGCAUUUCCGGUGGGGAGAGGCGUAGGGUUUCGAUUGGAGUUGAAUUAGUCCAUGACCCGGAUGUUGUUUUGAUUGAUGAACCAACUUCCGGGUUGGAUUCAGCAUCAGCACUUCAUGUGGUGUCAUUGCUCAAAUCAAUGGCUGUUCAUCAAGUUAAGACAAUUGUGCUAACCAUUCAUCAACCCGGUUUUCGGAUCCUCGAGCUGUUGGAUCGGCUUGUUCUGCUCUCCAAUGGAUUUGUCCUUCAUAAUGGUUCCUUGAAACUUCUUGAAGAGAGGCUCAAGUUUGCUGGUCAUUCCCUUCCUCCCCACAUCAAUGUGCUCGAAUUCGCCAUUGAUGUCACAGGAAGCUUGAUCAUACAAACUUCAGAAACUCUCAACAACCAGUUUUUACUCAAGAACAAUGAAGAAGAUCACAGAAUUGAAGACAAGCAUGUCUCCUACAAAAAUUCUCCAUUGGAGGAGGUCCUAGUACUAGGUCAAAGAUUCUGCAAAAAUGUAUUCAGAACUAAGCAACUUUUCGCUACGAGGAUUAUACAAGCAACAGUAGCUGGAUUAAUCCUUGGAACCAUUUUCAUGAAUGUUGGUGAUGAUAAAGGGCAGGUGGCUUUACAAACCCGGACCGGGUUCUUCGCUUUCAGCCUCACCUUCUUGCUAUCUUCCACAACCGAAGGCCUGCCCAUAUUCCUGCAAGAGAGAAGAAUCCUAAUGAGGGAGAUCUCAAGAGGAGCUUACAGAGUAUCUUCUUAUGUUAUGGCAAACACCCUUGUUUUCUUACCUUUUCUAUUGAUGGUUAGUCUUCUCUACACCACACCAGUUUACUGGCUAGUUGGUCUGAGGCGCGAUUUCGAUGGCUACCUCUACUUUGCUCUGGUGGUUUGGAUGGUUGUCUUGAUGUCGAAUUCAUUCACUGCGUGUUUCAGUGCUCUGGUGCCAAACUUCAUCAUGGGGACAUCAGUGAUUGCCGGGUUGAUGGGUUCUUUCUUCCUGUUUUCCGGGUACUUCAUAUCGUCGUCAAACAUUCCCAAUUACUGGAUUUUCAUGCAUUACUUGAGCUUGUUCAAGUACCCAUUUGAGUGUUUCAUGAUAAAUGAAUAUGGGGGUGAAGGGAGGAGAAGAUGUAUACAAGUUGAAGGAGGUGAUUGCAAGUUGUAUGGUGAAGGGUUCUUGAGGCAGCAAGAUCUCAAGGAUUCACAGAAAUGGAGCAAUUUAGCUGUGAUGUUGGGCUUCAUCAUUGGUUACAGAGUGCUCUGCUUUCUGAUAUUAUGGUAUAGAUGUUACAGAAUCAGAAACUAGAUUUUCCCUUUUCUUUGCUUAGCCAAAAGCAGAAGAAUUAUUUUAUUCAUGUUUUAACCUUGAUGCAUUCUAAUUUCUGAACUGUUUUCUCUGCUCCCUGUGAUACACUAUGUAAUUUAAAUCAUAUAGCAGAUUUUGCU
Messenger RNA from Cornus florida, 1967 nucleotides. Its product is annotated as ABC transporter G family member 10. Gene Ontology annotation, molecular function: ATP binding; ATP hydrolysis activity; ABC-type transporter activity. The record is from RefSeq and is a predicted model, not a curated record. Lineage: Eukaryota; Viridiplantae; Streptophyta; Magnoliopsida; Cornales; Cornaceae. Bases 1 to 1827 code for a protein of 608 amino acids. Gene Ontology annotation, cellular component: membrane. The transcript has a single exon.